Caenorhabditis elegans is the source of this 2243-nucleotide messenger RNA. It is a transcript of the gene zag-1, whose product is annotated as Zinc finger E-box-binding homeobox protein zag-1. Lineage: Eukaryota; Metazoa; Nematoda; Chromadorea; Rhabditida; Rhabditidae. The transcript is spliced from 7 exons. Gene Ontology annotation, biological process: regulation of multicellular organismal development; positive regulation of developmental process; regulation of transcription by RNA polymerase II. Gene Ontology annotation, molecular function: DNA-binding transcription factor activity, RNA polymerase II-specific; DNA binding. The record is from RefSeq and is marked reviewed. The coding region runs from base 8 to 1798 and encodes 596 amino acids. Gene Ontology annotation, cellular component: nucleus.
AGGUAAAAUGGUAGAUAUCGCCGAAGCCAUGCCAACAACCGCCAGCAGUCUACCAUCAGACGAGGCGCUGCGCAAAUUCAAGUGCCCGGAAUGCACAAAAGCGUUCAAAUUCAAGCAUCACCUCAAGGAGCACAUCAGAAUCCAUUCGGGCGAGAAACCUUUCGAGUGCCAACAGUGCCACAAACGCUUCUCGCACUCCGGAUCGUACUCCUCACACAUGAGCUCGAAGAAAUGCGUGCAACAGGCAUCCCCGUCGAUGGUGACCCCAUUCAAUCCAUAUCAGCUGAUGAUGUAUAGGAAUAUUAUGCUCCAAUUGCAAACUCCCCAGGUCUCCUUUCUCCCGUCCACCGCCGCAAACAAUAUGGACUAUAUGAGCCUUCUCCAGGCAAAUUUGUUCCAAUCUUUAGAGAACGGCACCUCGCCAACGCCUACUCAGGAGCCCAGCGCUCCAGCGUCUCCUGAGCCGAAGAUUGAGGUAGUCGAUGAGCCGGAAGUGUCUUCUGAAGUGAAAACGGAGGUCAAGACGGAGGUCAAGACGGAGGACUCGGUGCCAGAGGAAUCGAUAACGCCGGCCGUGUCAAUGUCGUUGUCACCUGCGCCUGAGCAAAACGGAAAUGAGUCGAUGAAUAAUGGAGGCAGCGGAUCCGAUGGGAAGUCGUCGCCGGAUUGGAGGCCGCUGAGGUCUAGAAGCUUUUUGAAUGAUUCACAGGUGGCAGUUCUGCAAAACCACUUCAAACGCAACCCAUUUCCCUCCAAAUACGAGCUCUCCGCCGUGGCCGAGCAGAUUGGCGUCAACAAGCGCGUCGUUCAGGUCUGGUUCCAAAACACUCGAGCCAAAGAACGCCGGAGCAAUCGGCUCCCAAGUAUGCCACGCGGCAGUGUGGCUUCUGCCGCAGCUGCGGCUGCGACUUCACCUACCGUAUGGCAGACGCCUGUACAGUUGAUGGCUGCCUGGGCUUCACAGUUCUCAAAUGGAAACAACAGCUUGACCGCAUCUCAGGACGAGCGCAACAACGAGAAUACGGACGAGGUAAUGGAUCAUGAUGGCCUUAAGGAUGGCAAAGAGACACCACUGGACCUCACGCUAUCCACAGACGACACGGAGCCCGAGUGGAGCCCUGAGAAGCUCAUCGGCUUCCUCGACCAGACUGGUGGAGUGAUCCAGGAGUUGCUGCGGCAGGCUGGAAAUGGAUUCGUGACGAAUCAAGAGGACGAGGAGGAGAAGCCGAUCAAGGCCGAGGAAAGCCCCGUGUCGAGCGGAUCUUCGUCGAUUUGGCCGUCGUUUAUUGGGCAGUACCCAUCGAUUUUGGACUCUGCUAGCUUAUCGGUUUUGGAGAAAGCUCUUGAUCAACAAAAAUCAUCCGAAGACGACGCCUCAUCCCUUUGCUCCAACGAAUCCAAGCUUCUCAAAUUCCCCACGACCCCCCUAAAAGAGGAAGAGGGUCUCUUCUCGUGCGAUCAAUGUGACAAGGUGUUCGGCAAGCAAAGUUCACUGGCUCGACACAAAUACGAACAUUCUGGCCAACGCCCUUAUAAAUGUGACAUCUGCGAGAAGGCGUUCAAGCACAAGCAUCACCUGACCGAGCACAAGCGGCUCCACUCCGGCGAGAAGCCAUUCCAAUGUGACAAAUGCCUGAAGAGAUUCUCCCAUUCUGGAAGUUACAGUCAGCACAUGAACCACCGCUAUUCGUACUGCAAACCGUACCGGGAGCAGCCAGCUUCACCGUCCGACGUUUUGAACGGCGGAAGUGUUACCGUAUCCCCAUCCUCCUCGAAUACCCCACCGCCUUCUACCUAGAGAUCUCAACUUUUCCAACUUUUUUUUUUGAAAUUCUUCCGAAAUAUUGGCUGUGCCAAUAAACGUCUUGCCUUGCAGCUUCCUAUGGUGCUUUUUAUGUACAGUUUAUCAAAUUUUUUCCCUGAAAAUAUAGUCAUCAUUCUCCGUGAUAUGCUUCGCUUUUUCCUUCAACUUAUCUCCUGGCCGGUGCCGUGCUUUCGCUUUUCUCCCCCACCUCACUUUCAAUUCUUUCUUAACCCAAUUUUUAUUUCAACUAGAACAAAAACUACUAGUCAGAUCUUCACAAAAAAUGGUGCAAUUUGAAAUUUCCUUCCCCUACCUUCCGUGCUGGCUCAUUUGGGACCAACUAACUUUCGUGUAACGCAGAUUCCCUUCUCCUUUUUGUUUUGUUUUGUUUAGUUUUGGCUAAAUAAUAUUAAUAAUGAUAAUAAAUUGUUCUUUUUUU